This is a messenger RNA of Ilyonectria robusta, 1485 nucleotides long. Its product is annotated as fungal-specific transcription factor domain-containing protein. The record is from RefSeq and is a predicted model, not a curated record. Bases 1 to 1485 code for a protein of 494 amino acids. Gene Ontology annotation, cellular component: nucleus. NCBI's taxonomy places the organism in Eukaryota, Fungi, Ascomycota, Sordariomycetes, Hypocreales, Nectriaceae. Gene Ontology annotation, molecular function: transcription cis-regulatory region binding; DNA-binding transcription factor activity, RNA polymerase II-specific; zinc ion binding. The transcript has 2 exons. Gene Ontology annotation, biological process: positive regulation of transcription by RNA polymerase II.
AUGGACGCCGACCAGAUCUCGAAGCCGAAGAGAAAACGUGCAGGAUGCAUCGGAUGCAGAUUACGGCGCAAGAAAUGCACCGAUGAGAAGCCUCACUGCGCGAACUGCCUCAGAAAUGGUCUUCUGUGCACUUGGCCGGAGCCGGGGAACACAAAGCACGCCGAGCUCUUGAGGAGAACGAAUCCGACGCAUCGGAAGGUCAAAUCUGCAGAACCCUUUUCGAAAACGGCAGUAUCUACUCCAUCAGAUAUGAACACACCAUCUCCGCAUCUUCCCGAAGACUCGACAGACUCUAUCAUGGAGCUGCUCCGCCUGGUUCCGCGUCCAUUAGAUCCGCAAAUGCUCAUGGGCAAUCUACGGCUUCCGAAUUCGAAGAGGCUGUUCUAUCACUACCUUCACCGUACGAACAAGGCCAUAGCCAUCUGCCAAGGGACGAGGAACCCGUUUGUUGCCGACUUGAUCCCCAUGGCCAUGUCGAGCGACCUGAUCCUCGACAGUCUACUUGCGUGCAGUGGCAUCCACUACGCUGACCUUGCCGGCAGUCCUGUUGAGCAAACAACGUGGCUACAUUAUGGGCAAGCAAUACAGGGCCAAAAGUUUGGCUUAACGCGUCUGGCCGAGGGACAAGAUCAACUUCUAGUUCCUCUCCUGGUCACAGCGAUGCUUCUCUGCAUAGUCGAGACCUUUCGUGCAGAUUCAGGUGCCUUUGCGCUUCAUCACCUUAGAGCCGCCAGCGUGCUGCUGAAAAAGGUGCUCAAGCUUUCAGACGGCCAACUUGGCGAAGCGACGAGGGCAUUUCUGGUUGAGCGAUAUGCUUACACUAUGACCCUCGCGCACAUAACUAUGGGGCCCGAGUCAGAUGAGUGGGUUAUCGACGAUUCAGCAUUGUUAUUCCCGGCAAUACCAACCUCACCGAGUUCUGGGUGUGUCCAUGAACUUUUCCAACUCAUCCCGAAGGUAUCCAUCGUAGCUCGGCAGUGGAUCGCCGAGAGCCAAAGCGGUGUCGUCUCCGAUGACACGAUAAUUGAGCACGAAAGACUACAAUUCGCCGUGUCAUCGUGGCUCCCUGGCUCAGAUGAUGAGAUCCACUGCCUCUGUGGUAUGCUAUACCAACAGGCCCUGAUGGUGUUCCUGGCUGCAUCGUCAGCGUCUGAGGUGGAAACAUAUUCAGGGUACUCUGUCCAGGUACAAGAUUCCUUUGACAACUUCAUCCCACUCCUCGAGUCAAUACCACCGGAUUCGCCUAUUUCAACAACGCUUUGUUGGCCACUGGCCAUCUUCGGGUCCUGCGCACGAACGAUGGAACAUCGCAGGGCCAUUAGUGGGAGAUUAGACGUGUUGUCUAACGCGUACUCGGCACAGAGCGUGAGGGACACGAAGAAACUAUUAGAGAAGCUAUGGCUGGAGAAUGAUUCGAAGCUAGCAAACCCGUUGAGCCUGGAGCGUAUGAUGAAGGAGGAAGGGACAACAGUCCUGUUUUUGUAA